AUGGAUGGUGAACGGCACCGGCACAGGGACCGCAAGGACAUCUUCACUGUCGACGUCACUGACAUGAUUGUCAUCCUCGCGGCCACACUAGCCAUGCUGAUGGUCACAUGGCUCGCCUUAUGGGUCAAGGGACGUCGCCAAGGCUAUAACUUCUUUCGUAGGUACGGGAUUGAUGGGCCGACACCCGAUCUGCUCUGGGGAAACUGGAAGCAGCUGAAGAAAGACAGGAUAGCGGUUUUGGAAGAGUGGAUCGCGAAGUACGGAAAGGUGUUCGGAUUCUACAAGGGCACUGUACCGUACCUAGUCAUCAGCGACGUGGACAUGAUCAAAGAAUGUUUCAUCAAGGAGUCGGGCAUCUUUUACGACCGCCCCCGCACUGCUCUCGAAGUGAAACCCUACAGCAAGACGCUGCUCUUCUUACGAGGGAAGGACUGGAAGCAUGUGAGGACAGUGCUGAACCCGAGCUUCAGUGCAGCCAAGAUGAAGCUGAUGACGCCAAUCAUAAGUCGGUGCGUGCACGACUUCAUGGACGUGCUCAAGGAGAAAGCUGAGACAGGCGAAAAGUUGGAUGUCAUGCAAGUCUCGCAGGGGCUGUCGCUGGAUGUGAUCGCAAAUUGCGCGCUGGCUUGGCAGCUGGACGGCCAAAAAAAGCCGGACAAUCCGCUGGCGCAGCUGCUACGUGGAAUCCUGUACGAGGCGGAGACUUCCUUGACCAUGAGCGUCGUGGCGUUUCCUUUCCUGGGGAAGUGCGCCACAUGGUCGUACGCCGGCACCGUGCAUUACAGGCGCACAUGGCAGAUCAUCGAGAACGUUCGUCGCGUGGUCGAGGAACGACGACGCUCCCAGAAGACCGGGUCCGUGGGCAGCAGCACCCGUCGGGUGGACAUCCUUCAGUUGCUCUUGGAAGAUCAAGAGGUGGCUAAAGCACGCAAGGCUGCCGACGCCUCAAGAGGGACAGCCAAUCAGCCAGGAGGCCUCUUCGAGCCCAUUGAUGACGAUACUUUGCUGGCGAACAGCCUGCUAUUCCUGAUGGCCGGUUUCGAGACCACGGCAAGCGCCCUGUCAUUCAUCCUGCAUCUCAUGGCUCAGCAUCCAGAGGAGCAGGACAAGGUGCGCGAGGAACUCCUGCGGAUGUAUCCGGUGGACGAUGACCUCGACUACGGCCAGCUACAACAACUCGAGCGGCUGGAUAUGCUCGUGAAGGAAGCGCUGAGGCUGUAUCCUCCUGUCACGAUGCUGGUGUCGCGCCACUGUCGCGCCGACGCAACCAUUCUCGGACAAUUCUUCCCGGCAGGCUGUGAGGUGCUUGCGCCGGUGUGGCACGUGCACCACGACCCUCAGCUUUGGCCCGAGCCAUUUCGCUUCAAUCCGGAGCGAUUCAGUCCCGAAGUGGCGAAGGGUAUUCAUCCUGGUGCCUUUAUGCCGUUCGGCAUCGGGCCUAAAUCUUGCAUCGCGAACCGGUUUGCCUUACUCGAGUUGAAGGCAGCACUCUGCAAGUUCUUAAGGACCUACGAAGUGUUAUCCUGCUCGCGAAUGGAGGAACCUAUAGAACUCAUCGUGCAGACGAUGAUUAUUCGUCCUAAGGUACCAAUACAGGUCAAGCUGCGGCGAAGGAUGUAAGCAGCGGCUUGCGACAAGUCCCCAAUGCUGACCACAGAAAACCGUACUCUACUAUCGUCAACUGUUCCGAUACUGCACGCUUCCCCCUGCCCAUCGAAUGAAUCAGAAUUAGGAUGACUUAAGCUGCUCCUAUAUCAGUACUUACCUACAGUGGAACGACUGUCCUCUUUGGCACUAUGAACGCUUUUAAUUUCUGACUCCCGAAAAGCCUUCGAUCACAUAUCGUGACA
This is a messenger RNA of Rhipicephalus sanguineus (brown dog tick), 1850 nucleotides long. RefSeq names its product cytochrome P450 3A6. Lineage: Eukaryota; Metazoa; Arthropoda; Arachnida; Ixodida; Ixodidae. The coding region runs from base 1 to 1620 and encodes 539 amino acids. The transcript is spliced from 8 exons. The record is from RefSeq and is a predicted model, not a curated record. Gene Ontology annotation, molecular function: iron ion binding; heme binding; oxidoreductase activity, acting on paired donors, with incorporation or reduction of molecular oxygen.